AUGGCAGCCGCAGGGGCGCCCGGCUUAUCCAUCGGAAUCAUUAACGGAGUCGACGGCACUACCCAAAGCUAUCACCUAGGCUACCGUGAUGUGGAGCGCCAGCUACGACCCAACGACCAAACCAGGUACAACAUCAACUCCCUGUCCAAAAGCGUCGUAUCUGUCUUGACAGGCAUGAUCAUCUUUGGCGGACAAGGACAGCCUGCUGUGACCUGGAGUGACCCAGUUCGCACCUGGCUACCGGAGUUCGGCUGCAUGUCCAAAGAUGUUCGCUAUGACAGCAAUAUUGUCGACCUACUUUCGCACCGAACUGGUGUGGUGGACAGUGACAAUUUAUGGCUGGGCGCGAACAACGCUGUCUUUCUGCCCAAAUCCGAAGCAAUCAGAUCGUUCACUGGACUCGGCUUUGUGGAACCAUUUCGGACCUCGUUCUCGUACAAUAACUUCGGUUAUGAGAUCGUCGGGCAAGUUCUUGAGAAGGUCACUGGUAAACCACUUGGCAAGCUCUUGGAGGAUUACGUCUUCCGGCCGCUCGCGAUGAAUCGGACAAGCACCUCCUGGAUGGACUCUGACGAUAACGAAGCAAAGUCCUACAGCGUGCUCAAGGAUCUCUCGCCCAUUGAAGUAGGCCGUCCCUUGCUUGGCAACGGUACCAUCAUGGAGGCCGCAGGCGGCGUCAAAUCCACGUUAGCGGAUCUCUUCGUGUAUUACAAGGCUCUCUUGCAAGAGAUCAACGCGCAAUUCGACUCCGGCACCGACUCAACCGACAUUUCCUCCUUGAAAUUCUGCAGGCUGAUUUCUUUCAAUCAAGCUCGAUUGCCUGGACAGUCCAUCCGCGAACAGGGAUAUGGCCUCGGCUUGGCUCGUGGCCAGCUUCCCGGCCAGCUUGGGAGAAUAUCGGCAAACAUUGGACUGGGUGAAGAGCCCAUCGUCGGCAAAGGAGGCCCUUCGACAUUGGUUUUGUAUCAUCACGGUUGCCAGCCCGGCUCUACGUCGGUUGUUUUGCUCCUUCCUGAGUUGAAGGCGGGCAUCGUCGUUCUUCAGAACUCGCUCCCUCUCGUUGACACCCCUGAUCUCAUCGGCCAGUUUCUCCUUGAGACUUUGUUGCAGACUCCAGAACCUAAUGACUACCUGCAGCUCACGCGAGAUUUCCAGGAGGUUGCGGUUCACACCAUUGACAAUGUCCGUGAAGAACUUGAAAAACAUCGGGUGCCUGGGACCAAGCCGCGUGCAUUGGAAUCCUUCAAAGGUCGCUACUGGAACGAGCUCAACAAUUUCUGCAUCGACAUCAACGUCACAAAUGAGGGCUUUCUAUCCCUGCGACUGCAGGGAGAUGAUUCAGAAGUGUAUCUUCUGCACCACUAUCACUACGAUACAUUCUCUUGGCUCAUGCCCCACGACGAGAUCAUCAAACGCGGUCGCAUGGUGACUUUCUUUGGUUGGGAAUACUACCUGAUGGAGUUCAGUGGCAUUACGACUGACAGCGACAUCCAUCAAUUCCACUGGAAAGUGAUGGAUUCUUACACCACCACCUUUACCAAGGAAAAAGCUAAUACCGACACCUCGGUGAGUUAA
Messenger RNA from Colletotrichum higginsianum IMI 349063, 1575 nucleotides. RefSeq names its product Penicillin-binding protein. The transcript has a single exon. The record is from RefSeq and is a predicted model, not a curated record. Bases 1 to 1575 code for a protein of 524 amino acids. NCBI's taxonomy places the organism in Eukaryota, Fungi, Ascomycota, Sordariomycetes, Glomerellales, Glomerellaceae.